Piliocolobus tephrosceles (Ugandan red Colobus) is the source of this 668-nucleotide messenger RNA. RefSeq names its product moesin. The transcript has 5 exons. Gene Ontology annotation, molecular function: actin binding. NCBI's taxonomy places the organism in Eukaryota, Metazoa, Chordata, Mammalia, Primates, Cercopithecidae. The annotation marks the transcript as partial. The record is from RefSeq and is a predicted model, not a curated record.
AAUUCUUUCUGAUUGCUGAUUUCCCACCAGGACUUUGUCUUCUAUGCUCCCCGGCUGCGGAUUAACAAGCGUAUCUUGGCCUUGUGCAUGGGGAACCAUGAACUAUACAUGCGCCGUCGCAAGCCUGACACCAUUGAGGUGCAGCAGAUGAAGGCACAGGCCCGGGAGGAGAAGCACCAGAAGCAGAUGGAGCGUGCUAUGCUGGAAAAUGAGAAGAAGAAACGUGAAAUGGCAGAAAAAGAGAAAGAGAAGAUUGAACGGGAGAAGGAGGAACUGAUGGAGAGGCUGAAGCAGAUUGAGGAACAGACUAAGAAGGCUCAACAAGAACUGGAAGAACAGACCCGUAGGGCUCUGGAACUUGAGCAGGAACGGAAGCGUGCCCAGAGCGAGGCUGAAAAGCUUGCCAAGGAGCGUCAAGAAGCUGAAGAGGCCAAGGAGGCCUUGCUGCAGGCCUCCCGGGACCAGAAAAAGACUCAGGAACAGCUGGCCUUGGAAAUGGCAGAGCUGACAGCUCGGAUCUCCCAGCUGGAGAUGGCCCGACAGAAGAAGGAGAGUGAGGCUGUGGAGUGGCAGCAGAAGGCCCAGAUGGUACAGGAAGACUUGGAGAAGACCCGUGCUGAGCUGAAGACUGCCGGAAGGAGAAAGGAACAAAAGGAACUCAUACUUGA